AUGGGUAAAAAGCGCCAGUCCGAGAUCAGUCGGUCGAUCUAUCGAGCGCUUCUGCGCGACCCGCACCAUGUCCACAAGAAGACCGUCCUCGCCUUUAUCCUGGCCUUCUUCACGAUCUGGCGCAUCAGAUUGGUUCGGCUGUCCGCUGAGCUGUUUCGACAGCUCCGGACGGAGGUGUGGAACAUCGACGAGGAGGAAUACAAGCGCUCGUUCCACUGCGAGAAAGGCCAAGGGAGGGUAGAACCCAUGGGGGAUCUGGGCUAUUCUGGCUCUACGUUCUUCAGGACAGCCAACUCGAAAUUCCUCAUCAAGAGCCUUCCUCGACACUUUGAGCACUCCUUCUUCGAGGAGGAACUCCUACAGCCGUAUUCCGACUACAUGAGCAGCCAUCCGGACUCGCUUCUCGUGCGCAUCACCGAUUUCCUGGUUGCGCCAUACUGUACGCUCGGUGCCAUGUUGAAGUUCGUUCCGACGCAUCAUGUCAUUAUGGAAAACGUCCUCUGCGACAGACAGGCCGAGCGCGAGGGGGACAAAUGGGAAACGUACGACCUAAAGCCGAUCGACUAUUUCUAUCCUAAGCGGGACCUUCUCCCCGAAUCGCUGAGGAGUGAGAGCGUGAUGCGGAAGCCAUUCGACGUCUUUAACGACAAGAUCCGAAUCACGCGGGAGCAGUACAGUGACUUAAGACAGAUGAUUGAGGAAGACACAGGCUUCCUACAAUCGGCAAACACGGUCGAUUACUCGCUUUUCUUGGUGCGUUUCCCAGCGCACCUGCAGCCUGGCAAUACCAAUGUGCGCACAAGUCAAUGGCGCGCAGGCGUCCCCUCGACUGAUGGAAAAUGGAAGUAUCGCACCGUGCUGCUUGAUUUCUUCUGGGCAAAGCACACGUUGCAUGCUCAGGCUUUGACCACUAUCGUGCAGACGUUCAAUGUCGUUGGGCGUAAGGGUCCGAUGACCAUCACCACCACGGCCGAAGAGUACCGCCGGAAGUUUCUUCAAAUGAUAGACGGGUUGGUGGAGUUACAAACAACAACAUAG
This is a messenger RNA of Rasamsonia emersonii CBS 393.64, 1038 nucleotides long. RefSeq lists its product as uncharacterized. Gene Ontology annotation, biological process: phosphatidylinositol metabolic process. The transcript has 2 exons. Lineage: Eukaryota; Fungi; Ascomycota; Eurotiomycetes; Eurotiales; Trichocomaceae. The coding region runs from base 1 to 1038 and encodes 345 amino acids. Gene Ontology annotation, molecular function: phosphatidylinositol kinase activity. The record is from RefSeq and is a predicted model, not a curated record.